Triticum aestivum (bread wheat) is the source of this 1724-nucleotide messenger RNA. RefSeq lists its product as uncharacterized. The coding region runs from base 1 to 1437 and encodes 478 amino acids. The transcript is spliced from 9 exons. Lineage: Eukaryota; Viridiplantae; Streptophyta; Magnoliopsida; Poales; Poaceae. Gene Ontology annotation, molecular function: protein binding. The record is from RefSeq and is a predicted model, not a curated record. Gene Ontology annotation, biological process: protein ubiquitination; positive regulation of protein catabolic process.
AUGCGGGAGAAGGAGGACGGGAGUGAAGGAGUCGUCGUCGGCGGCUGGCUGGACGAAGGAGAUGGCGGCGGCGGCGUAUGGAACAAGGAUAUACCAUUGAAUGAUGCCUUCGUCGAUAAAUUACCCCGCUUGGUGGCCAUCCUGGGGAAGGAUAGUGUCAGGCUUUUCCUCAACUUAUUCAAGGAUGACACACUGGGAUUGGCUUGGGGUUUCGUCAUAACCCCACAGACCUUCAAUCAGAUGAUUGUGCAAAAUGCCUUGCGAUGCGCGAAAGUUGCCUUGGAGGGCAAGGCUCCUGAGCUCAAUGGGCACCGCGCCAAUCCCAACUACAUGAAUUCAUGUGGGUACUUUCCCCUCCACCAAGCUGCUGAAAUGUUCUCUGCCGACAUGAUCAAAUUGCUCUUCCACUAUGGCGCAUCGGCCAAUUUGCGUACGUCUAGCCCUGAAGUCAUCGAGGGCCUACUCCCACUACAUGUUGCAGUUGAGAACGCUUGCCGGCAUAAGUUUCUUGAGGACAACCUAUUACCUGACAAAGAGAAUACCGACUAUGUCUACAUGCUCAUUCAACUGGUUUGCUUACCUGAAAUGAUCCUUCCCAACAUGAAUUACUACUGCAGCAUAACAAAUGAAAUUUCUAAUGAUGGAAAGCUUGCCGAAACAACAGUUUUGCUCCUGGCAGCUCAAAAGAAGAUCCGCGCGGGAUCUUCUUUCAAGACAACUGGCAAUAGCAAGACAGAUGGGUUUAGUAUUAUCUCAAAUCUAUGUACAAAGGAUCUUGUUGCCAUAGAUUUGGAGAUUGCUCAAAACAGAGCUGUGAAGAAGCAGCAGCUGAAGGCGGAGAAAAGGCUUAGGCGUAUGGCAUUGUUGCUUGUCAUUGUAAUUUCCGAAGCUGGUGAAGCUCUUGAUUCAUACAUUCGGGCGCAUCCAGAGGUGCCUUAUGCCACACAGGUGGCCCACGUCGAGGUCCUGAAACGUGUCUCAUCGAUUCUCAAGAACCGUCGUUUUUUUCCUACUGGAGAAUGCAUCAACAUAGGAAACAUCUGCCCCUAUGAUCAACAAUCGUCCAGGUUGUCCGGUGAAGAGUUGCCCAACAAAUAUGAUGGGUAUGCUACAGCUGAGAAGGCUGCCAGAAUGAAACAACCUAGAGGAUGGAAGCUCGAACAUGCAAGGAGAAGCUUCAUCCCAUGCUUGAAAUCAGUGUUAUCAUCAUCCAAGUUGGAAGCAAGGGCAUCUCCCAUAUAUCCCUUGAUAGAAAUCAAAAGCAUGAGAGAGACUGAGGAAAUUUGGAAUAAAUCAGCAACCGAAGGAUCCUCUUCAAUUCCAAAUAAAAAUCUUGGUUUGUUGGGAAGAGUUCUGCAAUUAACAAGUAGUCAUCAAUCCAGAAGGCUAUUCGGUACUGCUGCAUCGACGGUCUUGAAACUUUUAAAGCAUGCAUGAGUUGAGAGUUUCUCAGAAGAGAAGUUACUUCUCUCUCAUCAUUUUCAAGUCUGCUCAUUAUUGCUUCCAUGCUAUCUUAGCCGGUGUGGCUUUCGAUCUAUGCAGAUACAGAAGCGCCUGUUGUGACCUUAUGCACAGAUGUGGUGCAAACAUAUUUUAUUUCAGUGGCAUGCUCCUAACGUGCUUAAGCGCGCAUGUAUCCCUCACAUUUGCCUGGAUGUAUCUCUCGCAUUUGCCUGGAUUUAAACUCUAGCUACAUAUAGUAGCAUUUGAACCACUCUGACCCA